GCAAAAUGCUUAUAUAGCUUUAGUGGGCGAUAGUGGAGUCAUACAACGUUGCUGUGAGAAAGAGAGACUAAGAGAUGGAAGACUUGAGGAUAAAAUAUGUUGACCUGGAACAAUCAGAAAACCUUGAGAGUCAUAGGACGAAUGGCUUCAGGAACACCAAAUCUCUGGUGGUGCGGAGAGGAGCCCCAUUUAAAGUCAGCGUUCAGCUGGAAGGGCGACCCUUCAACCCUAAGAUCAAUACUCUGAGGGUGAAAAUCAUGCUAGGUAACCUGUACGCAGUAAUGCCUGUAACCUUCUCCAAGAGCUCUUCCAAGUCCAGCUGGAAUGCCUAUAUUGACCCUGAGGAGUGGAACCCUCUGAAACCUUCUAUCUACAUCUACUCUCCUGCCUCUGCCUCAGUCGGCUCCUACAGAUUUCAGCUGUGUGUGCUUACUCAGGAUGGCAAGAAAAGCUCUGCAUAUGGCAAUUUCAUCCUGCUCUGCAACCCCUGGUGUUCUGAGGAUACAGUAUACAUCCCAUUUGAGGAUCAGAGAGAAGAAUAUAUCCAGAGUGACUUUGGGUUGCUGUUUAUGGGAUCAGAGACAAACAUUGUUGGAAGACCGUGGUCUUUUGAUCAGUAUGAGUCUGGUGUUCUGGAGGCAUGCUUGAAUUUGCUCCAAGUCAGCCCUCAGCAAAAGAACAGAAAGAUGGACUACCUGAACCGAAACAACCCCGUGUACCUCAGCCGGGUUGUGUCUGCCAUGAUCAACAGUGAUGAUGACCGUGGGGUGCUGAAGGGGAACUGGACAGGCGACUUCAAAAAAGGUGUCAGUCCCUCCAUGUGGACUGGGAGUGGGGACAUUUUGAGAAAGUGGAACCAGUCUGGUAACAGCCCAGUCAAGUAUGGACAGUGCUGGGUUUUUGCAGCUGUCAUGUGCACAGUUAUGAGAGUUCUUGGCAUUCCUUGCCGUGUGAUCACAAACUUCAACUCUGCCCAUGACACUGAUGGCAACCUGGUGAUUGAGGAAUACUACAGCGCAACAGGGCAGAAGUUAAACCUCACCAAAGACAGCAUCUGGAACUUCCAUGUCUGGGUGGAGUGCUGGAUGACUCGUCGGGAUCUUGAAUCUGGAAUGGAUGGCUGGCAAGUUCUUGACCCGACUCCUCAGCAGAGAAGUGGAGGAGUGUACCGCUGUGGCCCCGCACCAGUCAAAGCAAUAAAGAACAAGCGUGUGGACCUGUUCUAUGAUGUCCCAUUUGUCUACGCCAGUGUGAAUGCUGAUAUCCAUACAAUCAUCUUGGGCCAGGGUCAGGUGCUCGGGUUCAGCAAAGACACUGAGAGAGUUGGCUCCCUCAUCUGCACUAAGGCUGUUGGGUUCCCCAGAUUGCAAAAGAUCACAGGAGAUUACAAAUACAUCAAAAGCCCAACUUCAACACUUUCAUCAAGAAGCUCUUCAAGUUCAGGUGACUCAACACUAAGAAGAGCAGGUUCAUCCCAGGGAGUGCUAGUCUUCCUGACCCUGGACAAAUCCCCCAUUGUUGGGGAGCCUGUCAGCUUCAGCGUGAAAAUCAUGAACAAGCAGAAUGUAGCCAAGAUGUUGAAGAUUCACCUCAAUGCCCAGGCAAAAGAAUACAACCACAGCCCCUCGGACACCUUCUGGGAAAACCACGGUGUCUUACAACUUGCACCUAUGGAAGUCAAGGUAGUGAGGCAGAAGAUCCCCCUAGCACAGUAUGAAGACGUGGUGGGGGAUAACCUGAUCAACCUUGCAGUUGUUGUGGAGGAUACUGCCAGUCAGGAGAGAGUCCUGAGCUCAGAGGAGUUCAACAUCACCAGUCCACAGCUCAUCAUACAGGUUGCAGAUGAAAAGUCCAUCAAGAAACACAGCGAACAGACUGCCCUAGUGACCUUCAUCAACCCAUAUUCUCACCCAGUCAGUGGAGUACUGACUGUAGCUGGGGCUGGGCUGCUCCAAGGCAAAGUUCAGUUCAGGAUUCCCCCACUGCCUCCAGGAGGAAGAGCGGAUCAGCCAAUCCCGUUCAUGCCCAACAUGGUGGGAGAAAAGAUGCUGCAAGCGAGCCUGUGGCUCACAAAUAUGAAUGUCACCAUCAGAGGCUUUAAGAUGGUCUCUGUCAACAGUGUUUAGCACCUGCAGCCAUGUUUCCUAUGCUGUAAAUGAUGAAUGUAAAUAUUAUUUAUUUAGCUAUUUAUUGUUUUUAUUUAUGUGUAUAUGUGCCAUAAAAAUUAACAUUGAUACCCAAAGAUAUAUAUUUUUUAAUUUAUUGUUGUACUUUUACCUUUAUUUGAGAAAUAAAAUCCUAAAAUGUUCAA
Molecule: messenger RNA, 2311 nt
Organism: Maylandia zebra (zebra mbuna)
Lineage: Eukaryota; Metazoa; Chordata; Actinopteri; Cichliformes; Cichlidae
Product: protein-glutamine gamma-glutamyltransferase 5
Biological process (GO): peptide cross-linking
Cellular component (GO): mitochondrion
Molecular function (GO): protein-glutamine gamma-glutamyltransferase activity
Source: RefSeq, a predicted model, not a curated record